Molecule: messenger RNA, 912 nt
Organism: Prorocentrum cordatum
Lineage: Eukaryota; Dinophyceae; Prorocentrales; Prorocentraceae
Source: the annotation of a GenBank genome assembly
AUGCUCGUCGCGCUGCUGCUCGCGGCGGCGGCCGGUCCCGUCAGCGGCGUCGCGCUCCGCGAAGGGAGCGUCGACCGCACGGAGCCGCGGCGCCCUGGCAGCCCUGCCGGCAAGCCGCGGGUGCUCUUCUUCGUCACGACGUACGCGUCCGACGAGCACAUGUCGUACAUGAGGUGCCAGGCGGAGCUCUACAGGCGCGCGCCGAGGCUGAGGGAGACAGACGCACUCCUGCACGUCGGAGAGGACGAGGCGUCCACAGCGAGGCGAGCCCGGGAGUGUCACACGGACGCCUGCGUGCACUCCAGCCGCGCGGCAUGGCAAGAGCUGUUGAACGCGUGGCCCAUGCCUACCAAGAUGCUGAAGUUCUCCCGCAAUCCGGGCAAACAGCCUGGUGCGAAGAAGGCGAUGCACGAUGCCCUCACCUCUGGCUGGUUUUGGGGGUAUGACUGGGUGAUACGCACGAACCCGGACGUGAUCUUUUAUGAUGAUAGUCGUAUGUUCUCUCUCAUGGAGCGUCCGCAGAAUUGGGCAGUGGUCAUGAAGUGCGGCAACACUCAAACCAACACGGAUUUUUUCGCGGUUCGUCCGGACCGCUUGCCAGUAGACGCAUUCUCGGAGUGGAAUUCAACAACCCCCGACGCCGAAGGGCAGGCGAACCAGGCGUUCCGGCAGAUUUAUGAAGAGGGCGCUUACGCUUUCCUGAAGCCCGAGGGCCACCAAUCUGGAUGCCACCUAAAGGACGGAGGCGUGUACCACGCCCACGCCGAUCCGACGUGCGAAUUGGUGCUGGACCGACAAGGAUGGCAGCAGUCUUUCAAGGGCGGCAUCAAGGAUUACCAACACAGGGGCGCACUAGUACCAAAUCCUUGGCAAGAGGCUUGGCGGCUUGGCUCUGAGGAUGACGGACGAUGA